Phycodurus eques (leafy seadragon) is the source of this 3180-nucleotide messenger RNA. It is a transcript of the gene shkbp1, whose product is annotated as SH3KBP1 binding protein 1. Gene Ontology annotation, molecular function: protein binding. Gene Ontology annotation, biological process: protein homooligomerization. Bases 96 to 2666 code for a protein of 856 amino acids. The transcript has 17 exons. The record is from RefSeq and is a predicted model, not a curated record. NCBI's taxonomy places the organism in Eukaryota, Metazoa, Chordata, Actinopteri, Syngnathiformes, Syngnathidae.
UGCGGAAGUGGAUGAACCACAUGAACGGAAACUGAUCUGAUUGUGUCCCAAAACAUGGAUUAGAAGUCUUGUUUUUGUUGGAAAGUGUCGGGACCAUGUCCAACGCGGCGAGGAGCGGAGACCUGAUCCACUUGAACGUGGGCGGGAAAAGAUUCAGCACCUCCCGACAGACGCUCACGUGGGUUCCUGACUCCUUUUUCUCCAGUCUUUUGAGUGGGCGGAUCUCCACUUUGAAGGAUGAAACUGGAGCUAUCUUCAUCGACAGAGAUCCUUCUCUGUUUGCUCCAAUCCUCAACUUCCUGCGGACCAAAGAGCUGCACCCGCGCUCCAUCAGCGUGCACAUGCUCAUGCACGAGGCCGAGUUCUACGGGAUCACGCCUCUCGUACGUAAGCUGCAGCUGUGUGACGAGCUGGACCGCUCCUCCUGCGGGAACGUCCUGUUUAACGGCUACCUGCCGCCGCCGGUGCACCCCGCCAAGCGCCGCAACCGUCACAGCGUGGCCGGGUCGCAUUUCAUGGCGGGUCGAGCGGCGAUCGGCGAGAGAGCGCCGGUCCGACGCAGCAACACCAUGCCGCCUAACCUGGGGAACUCGGGGAUGAUGCCCAAGGCGGAGGAGAGGGUGUCUGGAGGACCUUCAUCGGAUCCCGGCUUGGUUCGAAUCGUCUGUGGGCAUCACAACUGGAUCGCGGUGGCGUACUCUCAGUUUGUGGCGUGUUACAGGGUGAAGGAGUCCACCGGGUGGCAGCAGGUCUUCACCUCUCCUCGCCUGGACUGGCUCAUCGACCGGGUAGCGCUCAACGCCAAGGUGAUGGGGGACAACGACAAGAUGGUGGCCGUGGCCUCGGGAACGGAGAUCAUCCUUUGGUCCGUCUGCCCCGACGGCAACGGGAACGAGAUCGGCGUUUUCAGCCUCAAUGUGCCGGUGGAGGCUCUCUUCUUUGUUGGUAGCCAGCUGAUCGCCACCAGUCACGCCGGGAAGGUCGGCGUGUGGAAUGCCGUCACCAAACACUGGCAGAACCAAGAUGUUGUUCCCAUCAGCAGCUACGAAACGGCCGGCUCUUUCCUCAUCCUCGGAUGCAACAACGGAUCCAUCUCCUACAUUGACGUUCAGAAGUUUCCUCUGAGGAUGAAGGACAACGAUCUGCUGGUGACAGAACUUUAUCGAGAUCCUACUGAGGACGCCAUCACCGCACUCAGCGUUUACCUCACACCCAAAACCAGCGACAGCGGCAACUGGAUCGAGAUUGCGUACGGAACCAGUUCGGGAGCUGUGCGCGUGAUCGUGCAGCACCCGGAGACGGUGGGCUCGGGCCCGCAACUCUUCCAGACCUUCUCGGUGCACCGCAGCCCCGUCACCAAGAUCAUGCUUUCCGAGAAGCACCUCAUCUCAGUGUGCGCCGACAACAACCACGUCCGCACGUGGACCGUGACCCGCUUCCGGGGGAUGAUCUCCACUCAGCCGGGAUCCACGCCGCUCACCUCCUUCAAGAUCCUCAGCCUGGAUGAAGUGGACGGGCAGGGAGGCUGCAGCGCCGGCACAGAGAUAGGGCCGUAUGGAGAGAGAGACGACCAGCAGGUGUUCAUCCAGAGAGUGGUCCCGGAUACCGACAAACUCUAUGUCAGGCUGUCGUCCAACGGGAAGAGGGUGUGCGAGGUUCGCUCGGUGGACGGCACGCCCAUCACGGCGUUCGUGGUGCACGAGUGCGAGGGUUCGAGUCGGAUCGGCUCGCGUCCACGGCGCUACCUGUUCAGCGGCCACGCCAACGGAAGCAUCCAGAUGUGGGACCUCACCACCGCCAUGGAGAUCGCGGGAAAGGUGGACAUCCGAGCACUGGGCGGGCCAACGGAGGAGGAGCUGCUGGAGCUUUUGGACCAAUGUGACCUCGCUCUCACCAGAACUCCUGACAGCACGCCCAGGACCUCCACAUGCAGUCUUUCUUCAAGUUUGUGUGAAGGCCUCCGAGCAGAUCGUAUUUGCUCUUCUGGAAGAGGAGGAGGAGGAGGAGGAGGAAGAGUAGAAGCAGGGGGUGGGUCCUCUUCUCUCUGCGGCGGGCUUCCUCGCCAGGCGCCGCCCUCCGCCCCCAUCGCCAAGUCCGUCCCAUCCUCGGGACCGCCGCCCUCCUUCGCCUUCGCCGCCUACGGACCUCAGCGCCUGUCGGGUUCAAGCCCGCGCCUCCGUCGGCAGGCGGAGUGCGGGUGGGCCCGCGGGGGAGGUUUAGGUGAGCGCGAAUGCGGGUGGGCGCGCAGGGGGAGUUUCGUGGAGCGUUGCCAGGAGCUGGCCAAGGGGUCCGAGACGGGGGUGGGUGGUGCCGAGAGCGGGAGGCGCAGUCUGGCCGUGUGCAGUGAGCUAGAGGCGCGCUUCGGCCUGAGGACGCCCGCCCCCCGGCGCCCCCACUCCGGGGCGCCUUCGUCCCUGACGCCGUCGCCGCAAGGCGGGACCCCCGCCGCGCCGACUUCCCCCGCCGGCGCGGCCUCGGGGUCUACCGGCCCGACGCGCUCGCAGACGGCCGCCUCGGGUCGCCGCAACGCCGCCCCCGUGUCCCCCGUCGCUUCUCCGUCGUCGGACGCCGCCCCGUCGCCCGAAAGCCCGCCCGGUGCGGACAGCGCCUCCGCCGCGGCCCCGACGACUGGCCCCAAAGCGCACAUGAACGAAACCAGCUUCUGACGGGCGAAGUGACGGGCAGGAACCUCCACCUGCAGGUACACGCGCAAUCGCACUAAACACACGCACACAAAUUUCCACAUGCACACGCCAAACCUUCAGACGCAUACCCGACACGAGCGUCUCGCCAGCUGCUGAAGGCCCAUGUGACAGGAAGUGCCGCUGGGUUGCCGCUUCUUGUCCUGGAUUGCCAUGGUUACCACGUCAACAAGCCAGCAAAAAAAAAAAACUUGUCGCCAAAGCUGCCUGUCAAUCAAAUAUCCUAUUCCUCGAAUGGCCCCUCCCCCUUGUGACGGCUAACUGGAAGCAAUGAGCUUCUAUCUGUGUGACAGGGGGCGCUAGGGAGCAUCGAGCUUUUGAACGUCGCAAUGUUUUGUUCAGCUCACCAAAACAACACCAGUCUGUUUUCUCUCAUUCCUACACGUGUUUAUCAUUUGGACAUCAUUUUGUAAAUAAUAGACUUUCUCUUUAUUGUCAUUGUAAGAACAAUAAAUAAAAUAAGGAUUCCUGAGACUAA